AUGUACAUGUUGGCCAGUGGGAAGAGGAAUGAGAGGCUGUUGGGCUGGAGCGACGUGUGGCUCAGCGCGCUUGUGUCAAGUACACCCUUCCGUCCAUCCCAUGAUUCUCCUCCUCCGUGCCAGGCGAGGCGAGGCGAGUCGGAGAGCACCCCAGCGGACAUAGAGGCGAUGGUGGUGGAGCUGAUGGCGCCGCCGCACCGCCUGAUCGUGUUCCUGCAGCAGAGCAGCGUGGAGUGGUGCUCCUCGCUCUGGCUCGACAUGGUGCGCCGGGCUGACCCCCAGCUGCGCCGCACUGUCAUUGUCGCCUCCAAGUUCGAUAACCGCCUCAAGGUGAGGCCCGGGAAAGGACAUGCUAUUUGCGGAGCAUCCCCUGGGUUUGUGAGCCCUGGCAGCGCUGGCGGCGUCCCCCUGGCGCCCCUGCGAGGCCCCUUCUUCAUCGCACUGCCCAAGGACACCAAGGACAGGGACAAGGACAGGGAUAGGGACAGGGAGAAAAGCACAGCGGGUGCUGGUACCACUGGCAGCACGGGGAGGGACGGGGGUGCGAGUGAGGGAGUGCAGGAGAGUGCUCAGCUGCGGCGGCAGAUAGCGGAGGUGGACGCGGCAGUGCUGCAGUUCCUGCGCACGGAGGUGGCGGGGGGGUUUGACGAGCGCAAGUACGGCGCGCAGAUAGGGUUCGCCAAGCUGAAGGCGUUCCUGGAGGAUGAGCUGCAGCGCAGGUACAGUGCCGCGGCGCCUGCCGUGCUGGCGCAGCUGGAACGGAGGUGUGCUGACGUGGCAGAGCAGGUGGCGUGUGUGGAGCAGCGGCUGAGUGCAGCGAGUGACGUGGCGUCCAUGAGGAGGCUGGCCAUGAGGCACGUGGUGGCCACCACUAGCGCCAUGCUGUCGCUGCUGGACGGGGCAGUGGAGCCCGACCCGUCCCAGUGGGGCCUCUCCACACACGAGGAGCAAGCCGCCAGCGCCGUGGGCCACUGGCCUGGCGUGCCCCCCCACGCCUUCCUGCUCGCUGCACGCUCCCUCAGGCGCUGCAAGGGGGAGGAUGGCGAAGAGGGAGAGGAGGGGGAGGAGGAGGAGGGCGAGGAGGGUGGUGAUGGGAGUGGGGCGGGUGGGAGUGGGGGCAGCAGGGGUGGGGUGGUGAACGAGGGGCUCCGGCUGUAUGGUGGAGCAGCGCUCAUGCGGGUCGUGCAUGAGUUCAGCAUCGCUGCAUGGGCCGUGCCCUGCCCCAACACGUCCCGCGAGAAGGUCGCCAACGCCCUCCUGGCGAAGCAGGCUGCAUUCGGGUCAAGUGGCGCCAGUGGUGUGUCAUCAGCAGCGGUGGCGGCAACGGCAACGGAGGUGGCGCGGGCGGCGGUGCUGGCACGCUUCGCCCCGCUGAUGGACGCCCUGUGUGCGCGCAUCGCCUUCCUGCUGCGCCGCCUCCUCGACGUCGCCCUGCAGCGCGUCAAGUCCGUGUGGCCCAUGCCCCAUGUGGUCCCUCCUGUUGCUGCGUGGACUCCUUCUCCUGCUGCUCCUUUUAAAUCCUCCACGCCUCUUACACUUACCCGGCCUCCCCCUUUGGCCCCCUUGUGCGAUGCCUCAGAGAGCCAGGCGAAGCCAAAUAACCACACGGGCUUCUUCCAGUCGCCCGCAGCCCACCAGUCCGCGUCAGCAUCAGGCGCAGCAGAGGUCCCCCCGUGCGAGGCACUGGAGCCAUUCCUUGGCUUCCAUGCAGCUCUGCGGUCCGCCUAUGACGCCUUCCUCGCCUCCCUCUCCUCGCACUGCCGCCAACUCGCCCAGCACCACGUGCGCUCUGCUGCCUGCCACCUGCUGGCGCCCUCUGCUGCUGCUGGCGUGCUUCAUGUGAGUGUGGUGAGAGGGCGUGGUUCUAGUGUGGGCCUAUCCCACUCGUUCUCUUUCUCUUGUGUGCAGGGCGCACCCAUGCUGCCUUCUGCCCCGCCGGGUCUACACCUACCCCUGGACCUCCAGAGCCACACGCCCCUGCCCUAUGCUGCUGCACGUGCAGGGAAGGAGGGUGGAGUGGCAAAGGCAGCAGCAGCAGGUGCAGAUGAGAAUGCCGGGAGGAUUGAGAGGGGGGCCAUGCCUCGGCAUGGGCGGAUACCGCUCUAUCCCACUCGUGCUGCUGCUGACAACAUGGCCAGUGCGAGGGGCGAGUCCUACACAACACCAGUCAAAAGUGGUGCUGGUCCCGUGUGUGCUGCAGGUGCUGGUGGCGUGGGCGGGGGAGCAGAUGCACAGGCACUGCGGGAGUGUCAUAUGACUGUGCCUGAGACUCCCUCGCCUGACCUGCAUGCGAGGGAGCAAGCAACAGCGGCCAAGUGGAAGGAAUAUGCAGAGAUCAGUGGCCGGCUGAUUCUGGCUGGUAGUGGCCUGGCUGGGGGCAGCAAGCGUGGCGUGAGUGGCAUGCUGAAUGACCCACACGCUGGUGGGGGGUGUAAGAAGAGACAAGAGGGCGAUAGACGGGGUGGUGGGAAGGAGAUUGCGGAAGGAAGGGAAGGAAGGGCAGUGGAGGGGGUUGGGAGGGGCAAGUCUGGGUACAGUCGGGUGAAGGAGAUGGUGGAGGUGGAGUUCCAAGGCAUGAAGAUGAGCCUUGCCUCACAUGCGCCCUUUGCCAUCCUCUCAGCCUUUGAAACGCCCUUGUGA
This is a messenger RNA of Closterium sp. Yama58-4, 2640 nucleotides long. Lineage: Eukaryota; Viridiplantae; Streptophyta; Zygnematophyceae; Desmidiales; Closteriaceae. The record is from the annotation of a GenBank genome assembly.